CCCAAAUAUACUGAGUUUUGACCAUAGCUCACCUAGACCUUCGUCAGAGUCUUCUUGAAAUUGGAAGCUCCGUUUCGAUCAUUCAGAUCAUUUUGUUCGCUUGGCCGCUUGGCUCAAGAAUCAGCAUUUUCAUGAAACUAUAGGUAUGGCUGAGACCAUUGUCUUCUUGGGUGUUGCACGCAUCCAGGAUCAGGCCGUCCUGGCCACUUGCUAUGAAAAGAACGUUUUGAACGAGGAGAAAAAGGCAUAUGAAACAGCACUGGCCGCAGCCUUGGAUCGAGCGAAGACAGCUUAUCCAGGAUGGAGAGAAUCUCGUCCUUUGGACAGUGAUGACCGUGCCAGUUGUGAGAGUGGUAUCCUUUACACUUUUGCUGACCCCCAGGCUUUAUGUUUGCUUGCAGUUGGCAUCCGAGACGCUGACUACCCUGAGAGAGUAGCUGUUCAGCUCCUGCGAGAGCUUGCAGACAAGGCAAGGAACUCACAGGGCGACGAAGUGCUCCUGGAGGCCAAGAGUGGGUCCUUGUCCAAGCCUUUGCGGAAGUUGAUGACUGAUAUGAUGAGGACCUACAACGAUGCAGGGGCUCAUGACAAGACCACAGAGGUCCGAGAGAAGGUUGAUCAACUUAAAGGCAUCAUGCAGGACAAUGUAAAAAAGAUCCUCGAGACACACGUAACCCUGGAAUCUCUGGAGGAUUCAAGCUCCUCUAUGAGUUCACAAGCAAACAAGUUUUUGAAGCAAAGCGUGGACUUGCGGAGACAGAUCCAGUUUCGCAAUCUGAAGAUCAAAGCGCUGUUCGGUACCUGCGUUGCGGCCGUGAUCUUGUACAUUGCCAUGCCAUUCAUCAACUAGUGCGACCACUGAGUUCAUGCACUCUAGUGUGACUCAAUGCGCAGUAAGGAGCAAUCAGCAGGAACACAGAAGACCCUUUC
Molecule: messenger RNA, 930 nt
Organism: Durusdinium trenchii
Lineage: Eukaryota; Dinophyceae; Suessiales; Symbiodiniaceae
Source: the annotation of a GenBank genome assembly